Molecule: messenger RNA, 2439 nt
Organism: Helianthus annuus (common sunflower)
Lineage: Eukaryota; Viridiplantae; Streptophyta; Magnoliopsida; Asterales; Asteraceae
Product: arginine--tRNA ligase, cytoplasmic
Exons: 18
Coding region: 190-2292 (700 amino acids)
Biological process (GO): arginyl-tRNA aminoacylation
Cellular component (GO): cytoplasm
Molecular function (GO): ATP binding; arginine-tRNA ligase activity
Source: RefSeq, a predicted model, not a curated record
AUACGAUAACAACCCAACUUGGUCAACAGGUAACUAAAGUCAGAACCCUAAGCUAAACCAGCGACUUGCGAAUAUAUAUAUAUAUAUAUAUAACAUGUAGUCUACAAACAAAAUAAUCUUUACGCUUCUUCUCCGUGACAGAUAUUCGGAACGAAGCAUAUAGACGAAGGGCACAUUCCACAAACAACCAUGGCAGAUGCACCUGAAGAUAAUACAGGAAGCCUUAAAGAACAGUUAGCAAAGGUAUUUGAGGUCUCAAUCAAAGUUACCGUCCCCGAUGAGUCACAAGUGGUGCCUAUAAUUGCUCCCUGCUCCAAAAAGGAAUCCGGUGAUUACCAAUGCAACAAUGCCAUGAGCUUAUGGUCAAAAAUAAAAGGCAAGGGUACCGAGUUUAAAGGUCCACAACCUGUUGGACAGGCGAUCAUGCGAAAUCUUCCAGCAUCUGACAUGAUUGAAUCAUGCUCUGUAGCUGGUCCUGGCUUUAUAAACGUUAAGUUAUCAACACAAUGGAUAGCUAAGAGCAUCCAGAAGAUGCUAAUUGAUGGUAUAGACACAUGGGCGCCAAAGCUUCCGGUCAAAAGAGCAGUAGUUGACUUUUCAUCACCCAACAUUGCAAAGGAAAUGCAUGUGGGUCAUUUAAGGUCAACUAUCAUUGGAGACACACUAGCCCGUAUGCUCGAGUAUUCUAAAGUCGAUGUCCUUCGCAGAAACCAUGUUGGGGAUUGGGGCACUCAGUUUGGGAUGUUGAUUGAGUUCCUGUUUGAGAAGUUCCCAGACGGGGAAGUUAAUGAUCAGGAUAUUGGAGAACUUGAGGUGUUCUAUAAGGCCUCUAAACAGCGAUUUGAUGGUGAUAAGGAAUUCAAAGAGACAGCCCAACAGGCGGUAGUCAGGCUCCAGGGUGGGGAGGAAAAGUACAGGAAGGCAUGGGCACAAAUCUGUGAGAUAAGUCGAAGGGGUUUCGAACAAGUCUAUCGGCGUUUAGGGGUCCACUUGGAAGAAAAGGGUGAAAGCUUUUACAAUCCCUACAUUCCUGGAACCCUAGAUCUUCUCAGGCAAAAGGGUUUGAUUAAAAAUGAAGCUCAGGCGAUCAAAUUUAAGGAAGGUCAGGUGAUCAAAAUUGAAGGAGCUAAGGUGGAAAAAAAUAAAGAAGAUUUGGUGAUCAAAAUAGAAAGAGGUCAGGUGAUCACAAUUGAAGGAGCUAAGGUGAUAAAAAAUGAAGGAGCUAAGGUGGUCAAAAUUGAAGGAGCUCGGGUGAUCAAAACCGAAGAAGGUGAGGUGAUAAAAAAUGAAAAAGGUGAGGUGAUAAAAAAUGAAGAAGGUAAGGUGAUCAAAGUCGAAGAAGGUCAGGUGAUCAAAAUUGAAGGAGCUCAGGUGAUCGAAACUGAAGGAGGCCAGGUAAUCGAAAUUGAAGGAGCUCAGGUGAUCGAAAUUGAAGGAAAAGAUAUACCUCUUAUAGUUGUCAAGAAAGAUGGAGGUUAUAACUAUGCCUCAACAGAUCUUGCAGCUCUGUGGUAUCGUCUUAAUGAGGAAAAAGCUGAGUGGAUAAUAUAUCUGACCGAUGUAGGUCAGAGAGAACACUUUGAGAUGUUCUUCGCUGCUGCUAAACUUGCAGGGUGGCUACCAACUGAUAAGAACAAAUACCCUAAAACAAGUCAUGUAGGAUUUGGCCUUGUUCUUGGUGAUGAUAAAAAGAGAUUUAGAACUCGUAGUACGGAAGUAGUUAAGUUGGUUGAUUUGCUUGAUGAAGCUAAACGUCGUUGUAAAGAGGCUCUUGAAGAGCGAGGUAAAGCUGCUCAGUGGACUCCUGAGGAGCUUGAGCAAACGUCCGAAGCAAUUGGAUAUGGUGCUGUUAAGUAUGCAGACCUGAAGAACAACAGGUUGACCAACUACACAUUCAAUUUUGAUCAGAUGCUUAAUGAUAAAGGAAAUACUGCUGUAUAUCUGCUGUAUGCACAUGCUCGAAUAUGUUCAAUUAUUAGAAAAUCGGGUAAAGACAUCGAGGAACUGAAAAGGGAGGGACAAUUAAAAUUAGAGAGAGAUGAAGAACGCAAGCUCGGAUUACAUUUGCUCCAGUUUCCCGAGGCUGUAAAAGAGGCAUGCACAAAUCUGUUACCGAAUGUCCUGUGUGAGUACCUAUAUGAUUUAUCUGAGAAGUUUACGAGCUUCUACUCCGAGUGCCAGGUGGUUGGGUCUGCUGAGGAGAGAAGCAGAUUAUUGUUGUGUGAGGCAACUGCAGUCGUAAUGAGGAAGUGCUUUUAUCUCUUGGGGAUUACUCCUGUCUACAAAAUCUAAUCUCUAGUUUUUCAUUGAAUCGUAAUACAUCCUUACAGAUUGUAAAUAUUUUUAUUGGUAUUUUUUUGCAGAUUUUUGCCUUUGGGCAUCUUCAUAUGAUUGUUACACAAGUUUAUUAUUUAUUUAAGAUGUUCUUGUUUCUUGCUA